UCUGGUCCAAACCGCGAAAAAGAAAAUAUUGAGGGGGGGAAAAAAAUGGAUACAAAUCGAUUUUGCGCGUGAACCAGGUUUUUUGAAUCUCCGCGUUCGAUUCGAUUGGACCGAGCCUCGCGUUGGCUGAUUAGCCGAGCGACUCCGUAACCGGCCGAGGAUUGCCGAGUCGUCCUGUCCUGCCCGGACUGCUGGAAGCGGCCGCAACGCCAUGUUGGCGAAGUCUCUCAUCUGUGCGAGGAAGAAAAUGAUGGAGAACAGACCUGUCGAGAAGAGAAGGUAGAUCGCCGACGGAGGCUCAAAACCGCGGCGACCAUUCCCCCGUGAGAGAAACGAACCGAGCCGGAUCCACGGAGGUUCCGGACGGACGAGGGAGGCGAAACCUCCCGUCGUCCCCAUGAGCAGCACCGCUGAUCCGAGCUGCGACUUUCCAUGAGAAAAGAGACGUUUGUGUUGCUAUUCGAGCUUCGCUGUCCCGCUUCGUUAAAGGGAUCCGCGGCCUGCUUCAAGAAACUGCUACGCUUGCUCCAUGCCUGCAAGCUAGCCGCUGUUCCUAUCAGUAUUUAUUGAGGUAUUGUUUUUAUUUGUUACAUUUUUUUUUGCAAUGAGUUUGCCACCGAAAGUGGUCCCCAAACAAGCCGCUGUCGCAGUGAGCGGACCUGGAAGUGGCCCCUCUCCGUCGAGCCAACUGCGGGCUGCCCUGACCUCCGUGUCUCUGCCGCCGGGAGCCCCACAAGCUCCGCAGCCCGGCGCCGUGCCGCCGCCUCAAAUCCCACGGGUUCAGCCGUCACUGGACGAUCGAAUCUUCCCCACACAGCCUGGAGUCGCUGCAGUCUACAGCGUACCCAGGCAUGCUGGCCCUCCUUACACUGCUCACGACAUCACAAAGGGACACCCUAAUUUGGCGGGCACCCCGCCCGGUCAUGCCCACUCCCCGGCGCUCUCUCAGGUAUCAAUACCCACAGCUUCCCCAUAUCGCUACCCUAAGGGCUGGGAGACAGGCGGAGGGUCUCCAUACAACCCCGGACAAAAUGCUGGCUCCGCCCCUCUAGUGUACUCUCCCCAGGCACAGCCAAUAAAUGCACAGCCACAGAGUCGCCCGUUUGCUACGGGCCCUCGACCGACCCACCAUCAGGUAAUAUACCCCACUGGAGGAUUCAGGCCCAUCCAGUUUUUCCAGAGGACUCAGAUGCAGACUGCGAGGCCCACCAUCCCGACAAACACACCCUCCAUACGGCCUGGCUCACAGACUCCUACAGCUGUCUACCCCACUAAUCAACCAAUCAUGAUGACCAUGGCGCCCAUGCCUUUCCCUUCCCCGCAGGCUGCACAGUACUACAUCCCACAGUAUCGCCACAAUACGCCCUACGUGGGACCUCCUCAGCAGUAUUCUGUUCAGCCCCCAGGGUCUGGCACCUUCUAUACUGGUCCUGGGCCAGGGGAGUACCCUGCCCCAUAUCAUCCCCUCAGGUACCACCCACCUGUCUCGCCCUCUGUCCCUGCUCCCGUUCCCACAGCUGGCCCACCUUACUACCCAGGACAGACUGUGUACCCCCCAUCACCCCCCAUCAUAGUGCCUACACCACAGCAACCUCCACCAGCCAAGCGUGAGAAGAAAACAUCCUCCCAGAUCCGUAUCCGGGACCCCAAUCAGGGUGGCAGGGACAUCACAGAGGAGAUCAUGGCAGGAGGUUCAGGGAGCAGGAAUUCAACACCUCCUGUAGGCCCCCCCUCCUCUACCCCCACCCCACCACAGCAGCAGCUGAACAGCAGCCAGACUCCAGAGCAGCAGCAGCCUCAGACUCCUCAACCACAGCAGGCCCCCCCUGGAGGCUACACCUUGGAGUCCCAGCAGCCACAGCAACCCCCACAGCAACCCCCACAGCAGCCCCCACAGCAGCCCCCACAGCAGCUCCAGCAACCCCAACAGCCCCAGCAACCCCAGCAACCCCAGCAACCCCAACAGCCACAGCAACCCCAACAGCCACAGCAACCCCAGCAGCCCCAGCAACCCCAGCAGCCCCAGCAACCACAACAGCCACAGCAGCAGCCGUUGACAGCAGGGGCCUCUGACACCAAACCAGGGCCAGAAGAUGCGCCAAAACUGCAGCCAGUUGUCCAGAAGUCUUCCUCACCUGGGCUUGUGCAGCCUGAAGCCCCAGUGGAGAGACUGGAGGCCAACACACCUGUAACUGAGCCCACACCUCCUGCAAGUGAACCAGAGCUUCCCUUCCCCGCCUCGCUCAGCGCCCCUGUCAAUCUCCCACUUACAGCGGCCAACUCAAGUGAACGUCCCUCAGUCAGGGAGUCAGCCUCUUCUCACUUGUCUUCAGUUGGGGAGCAGAAACCCUCCGUGGCGCCAUCUCAGCCUCCCAACACAGACAAGCCUCUCUUAGACGCCCCAAGAACUCUGGCUACCUUGUCUGUAGCAGCCCCCAAGGCUUUGAACGGCCUUGCAGAGCCCGGGACUGAGCUGGAGACGGUGGCCCAUGAGCCUUCUCUUAUGCCCCCUGCUGCACUCCAGCCCCAGGCCUCUAGUCCUGCUUACAGAGAAGCCUCCUCUGAAACUUUGCCUUCUGACAUGAGGCCAGAGGUUCCCAUUGUUGCUGCGCUUGCCCCUAUGGCUCCUGUGGCUGUGGUGCCAGUUACCCUGAGCUCAAGCCCUGCCCCAGCUUUGCCCAUCAUGCUCCCCCCUGGCCUUCCGCCUCUGGUGCAGGCCACAACAGAGGCCGAGGAGCCGAGCAAAUCCAUAGACACUAAAGAUCUUGUACCCAGAGCAGGGACCGAGGUCCAUGGUGGCAUUGCUGACAGCAAGACAGAGUCCCAGCAUCAAGCACUCAUCAGGAAUAGUCCCACAACAGUAAAUCAGACGGCUUCUGCGAUACCAAAGACCUGGAGGAAACCAAAUGAAGGGAUGUCUGCUGGAGACGAACCUCAAAAGGAGGAUGAGGACAAGCCAAUGUCAGUGGAUCAACCUGCUGGAGACCAGGCCCUGCAGGCAGCUCCAUUGAGCCACAGCCCUGUGCCCCUUGCAUCAGUCUUCACAGCCGCCCCUGCUCUGGCACCUGCCAGGAGCCCAGAGGCUGACAGAAAGCUCGCCGCCCCAGAAGAGAACGGUGAGUCUGAGCUGGAGCCCAUGAGGAACGGAGCCGGCCACACCUCAGAGACAGAGAGCAGCGACAGUGGAGCCACCCCUGGGGACAAGGAGAACUCCACAGGAGCGCCACAGGAUAUAGACGACCUGACCGAUCCCAGUGGGAAGCGUCAGUAUGGGAGGGACUUCCUGUUGCGCUUCCAGUUCAAGCCUGCCUGCAUACAGAAGCCUGAGGGACUCCCACCAAUCAGUGACGUGGUGCUAGACAAGAUGAACCAAAACAAGUUGCCAUCUCGAGUCGUGGACUCUCGGGUCAUUUCCAGAGGACCUGAUUUCACACCUGCCUUUGCAGAUUUUGGCAGACAGAUGAUGGGAGGACGGGGCGCUGCACUUAUAAACAUUGGGGCGCGGCGACCACCGCCCAGGAAGAUCAUCAUGAGCCUGUCUGUGCACGACGAUGUGCAGCUGAAGAAAUCAGAGAAUGCCUGGAAACCAGGCAUGAAGAGGGAAAGCCUCCCAGAGGAACCAGAGUCGCAGAGAACACAGGACCUGUUCAGGAAGGUCCGUAGCAUCCUGAACAAGCUGACGCCUCAGAAGUUCAACCAGCUGAUGAAGCAGGUGACGGACCUGACCAUCGACACGGAGGAGAGGCUCAAAGGAGUCAUUGACCUGGUGUUUGAAAAAGCCAUCGACGAGCCCAGCUUCUCAGUGGCCUACGGGAACAUGUGCCGCUGCCUCGCCACGCUCAAAGUGCCCACAACAGACAAACCCAACAACACAGUGAACUUUCGCAAGCUGCUGCUAAACCGCUGUCAGAAGGAGUUUGAGAAAGACAAGGUGGACGAUGUGGUGUUUGAGAGGAAGCAGAAGGAGCUGGACUCUGCUGCGUCGACGGAGCGUGACCGUCUUCAGGAAGAGCUGCAGGAAGCCAAGGACAUUGCCCGGCGGCGUUCCAUCGGCAACAUCAAGUUCAUCGGCGAACUCUUCAAGCUCAAGAUGUUAACGGAGGCCAUCAUGCAUGACUGCGUGGUCAAGCUGCUGAAGAACCACGACCAAGAGUCUUUAGAGUGUCUGUGCAGACUGCUCACCACCAUCGGCAAGGACCUUGACUUUGAGAAGGCCAAGCCUCGAAUGGAUCAGUAUUUUAACCAGAUGGAAAAAAUCGUCAAAGAGAGGAAGACGUCGUCUCGGAUACGGUUCAUGUUACAGGAUGUAAUCGACCUGAGAUUGCACAACUGGGUGUCUAGAAGAGCCGACCAGGGUCCAAAAACCAUCGAGCAGAUCCACAAGGAGGCUAAGAUUGAAGAGCAGGAGGAGCAGAGAAAAGUGCACCAGCAACUGCUCUCCAAGGACAGCAAGAGACGGCCAGAUCCAAGAGAGCAGAGAGAGCAGAGAGAUCAGCGCGUCCAGAGAGAGGAGACCUGGAACACUGUGCCGAUGACGAAGAACAGCAGAACCAUCGACCCCAACAAGAUCCCAAAGAUCUCCAAGCCUCAAAUGGAUGAGAAGAUCCAGUUGGGCCCACGGGCUCAAGUCACAUGGGUGAAGGGCAGCAGUGGAGGAGCCAAGGCCAGUGACUCAGAACUGUCACGUACGGCGGGAAUCAACCGUUUCUCAGCGCUGCAGUCCACCCCCUCACCUCAACCCUCCUCCACCCCCACACAGAACCCAGACUUUGACUCCAGGAGAACUCUGGGAAGUCGUAGCAGUACAGGCAGAGAGCGCAGCGAGAAGCCACUGAUCUCCGCGCCGCCAUCAUCGCGCCCUGGUCCUUUCAUCAGGGGAAGCAGUUCAAAGGAGCUGCUGGAGAGUCAAAGCCCGGAGGAGCCGCGAAGAGACAGGGAGCGAGAGGGAGCCGAGCCCCGGAGGCCGAGUGUCACCGAGGACAAACCUGAGCCAGAGCGCAGCAGAGUCCGAGAGCCCGUGAAACCUGAGCCCGUUGUCCAGACGAUAGACAAACCUGCUCGGUCUGAGGAGGAGAUCGAGAGGAAGUCCAAGUCCAUCAUCGACGAGUUCCUGCACAUUAACGAUUACAAGGAGGCUGUCCAGUGUGUGGAAGAACUUGAUCUGUGCUCUCAGCUGCACAUCUUCAUACGGGUCGGGGUGGAGUCGACUCUGGAACGCAGUCAGAUCACACGGGACCACAUGGGCCAGCUCCUCUUCCAGCUGGUGCAGAAGGGAACCAUGCCCAAACCCCAGUUCUACAAAGGGUUUGCAGACACGCUGGAGCAAGCGGAUGACAUGGCCAUCGACAUUCCCCACAUCUGGCUGUACCUGGCCGAGCUGCUCAGCCCUGUGCUGAAGGAGGGGGGCUUCUCUAUGAGAGAGCUCUUUAGUGAAUUAAGCAAACCUUUGCUUCCUGUGGGAAGAGCUGGGAUCUUAAUUUCUGAAAUACUGCACAUACUAUGCAAACAAAUGAGCCAUCGUACUGUGGCUUCUUUGUGGAGGGAAUCUGGCCUCAACUGGACUGACCUUCUGCCGGAGGAAGAGGACGUCCAGGCCUUCAUCUCACAACAGAAACUCCAGUUUGUUCAGUCGGACGCCUCCAGCUCAGAGGUGACUCUGUCCAAUAGAGUCUUGUCUCCGGAGGAGCUGAGACAACAGCUGGAGAGACUCCUGCUGGAGGACAUGGCCAGUGACGAGCAGAUCUUCGACUGGGUGGAGGCGAACCUGGAUGAUUCUCAGAUGAGCUCGUCUCCCUUCCUGAGGGCGUUGAUGACAGCUGUGUGUAAGGCAGCAGUGAAAGAUGAUAACACCAUCUGUCGAGUGGACACGGCCAUCAUUCAGAGGAGAUUGCCUGUAUUACUCAAGUACCUUAACUCAGACACUGAGCGACAGCUGCAAGCACUUUAUGCACUUCAGGCGCUGAUCGUCACCCUCGAUCAGCCUCCAAACCUUCUCCGGAUGUUCUUCGACUGUCUGUAUGACGAGGACGUCAUCUCAGAGGACGCUUUCUACAAGUGGGAGACGAGCAAAGACCCGGCUGAGCAGCUUGGUAAGGGCGUGGCCCUUAAGUCCGUCACAGCCUUCUUCACCUGGCUGCGGGAGGCGGAGGAGGAGUCGGAAGAUAAUUGACGAGGGGAGACCCCUGGGGGACAUGACGUAGUAGAACUACAUCCUUACAGCAGAACAAACGUUCAAAAUGGGUGCGUGAGCAGGACGACAUGUUUACGGCUGGAAUUUUUUUCUGCGGUACGGUUCUGAAACAUGCCGCCAUUUUGAGUUUGGAUUCCAACGGCAGAAGCACUAAAUACCUGUAUUAUACAUAGAAAAUAUUUUUGUUUUAAAUUUUAACUUACUUUUCUUUUGUUACUUUAUAAGAAGAGACUUAAAAGAUACAUAGGUUCCGGACUCUUUAAUUUAUUAUUUUUUUAAGGACUGCAAAUAUGAAAGUUAUUUAACAUUUGCAGAUGCUCACGACAACAGAACAGAAAUAACAAUAUAAUUAAUUAUAAUAACAAAAUAAUAAUUGUGAAAUGAAUAGCCUCCCUGGACUCCACACUGUUUGGUUUAAAACAGGGUAAAACAAAGUUAUUUUGGGAUGAAGGGGAAGCAGAGAUGAAAAACAAGUGGAUGCACAGGAACUGUCAACGUUGUCCGUGUGUGACGGUUGGGGUCAAAGGUUAUCCUCCUGACAACCACAGAGCCUCUGCGGUUAUCUGCGUUGAUAUGUACAUACACCUCAUGAGAGGUAGAGGUAUGCAUUCAUGAAGCGAUGCAGGUCAGUCCACAGAACUGUCGAAAAACAAAUGCAGACGAACAAACCAGAUACAUUCAAACGAAAAGAGCAAAAAUGCAACUUUAAAAAGCAAAUGGCCAGGUUCGCUGAACAAGAAACAAGACAUGCUUGUAAUACUCCAGACCUACAGAGCAGGUUCAACGCUUGUAAAUACAUUAAAGACAAAAAAAGGUAUUUAAAAAUGCUCCUUCUCAUGAUUUGUUCUUUCCAUGGUUGGUGUUCAUAGGGGAUACAACUCCGUGUGUGUGUGUGUCUGUGUGUGUGUGAUAAACUGAGACGGUGUUUCUUGUGUUGGAAGUUGCUGUAGCAUCGUCAGAAGAGCUGUGUGAUGUGACCAGAAGAAGCAGCUGAGAGAUGAGCUGGCGUCGCCUCAGGAUUCACGACACACGCUCCGCUCGUUUGGUCUGUUGAGUCGUCGAAGCUCCAACGAACCAACAGCACUGUGUCGUUGAAAGUGUCUCAGCAGCUUGUCUCCUCAUCUCUUUCUCAUUUGUACCAUAUUUUUUUUCAUGUGUGUACCUAGAAUGUUUGUUUAUGCAGCCAUGACGUGUUUGAAUAUUGUCCGGAAUAAUGUGGUCACAUGACCGCCAGAUCAACCACAACACACCCACUGUGAACAUUGAUACCAGAGAGGUUUUGGUCAACUGAUGAGUCAAUUCAUUGACUGGAAUUUGUUUCCAAGCAAAAAUGUUGCUCUGUUAAAUAUUCCUGUAUCUUGUGAAACAGGCAUUUCAGAGAACUGAGCUGAAGAUUAGACCCAAAACCCUGAAAUAUUCACUUCACAAUGAAAUAUGACAGAAAAGCGGCAAGAUGUUGAUUAUGCAAAUAUUGUACAAAUGUUUUUUUUAUUAUCACUGUUGCUUAUUCUCAAUGAAGGUUAAACGCUCAUUUUUCAGGAUGAGCUCUCUGUUCAUGGUGUGUAUUCUUAAGGGGUUUGGGUUUUUUAAUCUUUCCACAAAGCUGAAACAAGUUACUGAUGUUUACGUUUACGAAACGGUUGUCUACCACUGCUGAUCAGAAAAAGUUGUUUUGUUGUGUUAUCAUUAGACAGUUAAACAGAUGUUUGUUCCACUUUA
This is a messenger RNA of Paralichthys olivaceus (Japanese flounder), 7909 nucleotides long. RefSeq names its product eukaryotic translation initiation factor 4 gamma, 3a (gene eif4g3a). Lineage: Eukaryota; Metazoa; Chordata; Actinopteri; Pleuronectiformes; Paralichthyidae. Gene Ontology annotation, molecular function: mRNA binding; protein binding; translation initiation factor activity. Gene Ontology annotation, cellular component: eukaryotic translation initiation factor 4F complex. The record is from RefSeq and is a predicted model, not a curated record.